CGCCCUUCACUCGGAGUUCCUGUUUCCCUUGUCUCAGUUAUAGAUGAAGCAACUUGCACAACACUCUUGAAAUACGAAGCAAGAAGAAUAAUACUUUAAAGUAACGUGAUCAUUAUACCUCUUUAUCCAUCAAAGUGGCUUCAUUCCACAUACUCUCUUCUGUGCUUGCAUGAAUCUUGCAUGAAAUAUUGGACAAGCCAGAGCGUUUGGGAAGAAAUUUCCACAGCUGUUAAUCUUUGCAAUGGCUGUGCUCAGGUUCCAGCGUAUCUUCUUUAGGAGCUUUGUGGGGUCCAGAGGAGCCACCCCGGUAGUGCUCACCUUCCUUCUGAUUCCAUGUUGCUUGACUCAAGAGUUCAGAGCACCCCCUUUUAUCCCAAAUGUAUCUUUCCUCUGGGGCUGGAAUGCCCCAACUGAACUUUGUGCUCAAAAGUUUAACGUGCAGCUAGAUCUGAACCUUUUCUCUUUAAUAGGAAGCCCUCAAAAAAGCGCCACAGGACAAGGCAUCACAUUAUUUUAUGCUAACAGACUUGGCUACUAUCCUCACAUAGAUGAAAAGACUGGCAAAAAUGUGAAUGGGGGAAUCCCCCAGUCUGGAAACCUAAAAAAGCACUUGGAGAAAGCCAAGAAAGAUAUUGCCUAUUACAUACAAACAGACAGCAUAGGCCUGGCUGUCAUUGACUGGGAAAACUGGAGGCCUAUCUGGGUAAGAAACUGGAAACCUAAAGAUAUUUACAAGCACCAGUCUAUUGAGUUGGUUCAGCAACACCACAUUGAACUUAAUGUCACGGAGGCCACCAAGAUAGCCAAAGCAGAUUUUGAAAAGGCAGGAAAGUGUUUCAUGCAAGAGACCUUAAAAUUGGGAAAAUCCCUUCGGCCAAAUUAUUUAUGGGGUUAUUAUCUUUUUCCUGAUUGUUACAAUCAUAAUUAUAAAAAACCUGAUUACAAUGGAAGUUGCUCUGAUUUAGAAAAGAAAAGAAAUGAUGAACUCAACUGGAUGUGGAAGGAAAGCACAGCCCUUUUCCCAUCCAUUUAUUUGAAUACCAAAUUAAAAUCUUCUCCAUACGCUGCUCUCUAUGUCCGCAACCGUGUUUGGGAAGCCAUUCGGAUUUCUCAAGUAUCCAGUGUUAAACAUCCACUUCCAAUUUUUGUAUACGCCCGCCCAGUUUUUACUGACGUGUCUUUGAAAUAUCUUUCUGAGGAUGACCUUGUGAAUACAAUCGGUGAAACAGUUUCUCUAGGUGUCUCUGGAAUAAUAAUGUGGGGAAGCCUCAAUUUAAGCCAAAAUGUGCAAUCUUGCACAGAGCUAGACAAUUACAUGACGAAUACACUGAAUCCUUACAUAAUCAACGUCACCCUAGCAGCGAAAAUGUGUAACCAAGUGCUUUGCCAGGAGCAAGGAGUGUGUAUAAGGAAACAUUGGAAUUCAAAUGACUAUCUUCACCUGAACCCAGAUAACUUUGCUAUUCAACUUGAGAAGAGUGGAAGAUACACAGUACAAGGGAAACCCACACUUGAAGACCUGCAGCAAUUUUCCAAAAACUUUUAUUGCAGUUGUUAUGCCAAUGUCCGUUGCAAGGAGAGAGUUGAUAUGACUGAAAUUCAUACUGUUAAAGUAUGUGUGGCUGCAGAUGUUUGUAUAGAUUCCUUUCUAAACUCAGAACCCAGUGGUCAUCUUUCUAGCUGGAAGGGGAAAUCUGCCACUGCCAACAAUAUCUUAGCCGCCAUGCCACCUGCCACACGGUCUCCAUGUGAUCCUGGUAAAGAUCUUAGCAGGUGCCUCAAAGCCAGAUUUACAGUAGAAGGCAACUCCCAAACCCCUCAAGUGGGCUAUCAGAGUGUAUUCAAUAAAAAUAAGAAACAAUAAAACAACCUAUUCAAGUA
Messenger RNA from Ailuropoda melanoleuca (giant panda), 1881 nucleotides. RefSeq names its product sperm adhesion molecule 1 (gene SPAM1). The transcript is spliced from 4 exons. The coding region runs from base 242 to 1864 and encodes 540 amino acids. Gene Ontology annotation, molecular function: hyalurononglucosaminidase activity. Gene Ontology annotation, biological process: hyaluronan catabolic process; fusion of sperm to egg plasma membrane involved in single fertilization; carbohydrate metabolic process. Gene Ontology annotation, cellular component: acrosomal vesicle. Lineage: Eukaryota; Metazoa; Chordata; Mammalia; Carnivora; Ursidae. The record is from RefSeq and is a predicted model, not a curated record.